Molecule: messenger RNA, 4996 nt
Organism: Salpingoeca rosetta
Lineage: Eukaryota; Choanoflagellata; Craspedida; Salpingoecidae
Exons: 19
Coding region: 260-4825 (1521 amino acids)
Molecular function (GO): protein binding
Source: RefSeq, a predicted model, not a curated record
CGGGAGGAUUGUCAAUCCAGACUGACUUCAGUUGCAGAGAGAAAAAAAAUUUGAAAAAAUAAAAUCGUACAACAACAGCAACCGACAACCAACGUCGCUUGCUUGUUGCUUUGCCUUGUUUUGUUUGGGGAGUUGGGUGUCGAGACACAACGGACCAGUGAGGUGGAAACGCACACAGUCGAAGGAGAGGAGGAAGAAGAGGAAGAGGCCUCCACACCACAGACAAGUGGACAAGAACGAGGCAACAGUAACACCGACCAUGUCUUGGGCGGAACCCAGCACGUCCUUUGUCCAAACCAUCCCCACAGCCGGGUUGGCAACCACACACCACAGCUACAUCUCACCUGUUGUGCGCGAUCCCGUGAAGAAGCGCUUGGUGGAUCCCGGUUCACGCAGCCCUGGAUAUGAGCCGAGUCAAGCCAGCCACACACCGCGCAGGCGCCGUGGCAGUCAACAGCACAUGACGCCCACCAAAGCCGAGGCGCGCCAGACGCCGCUGCGGAACGAGAGCAGGCGACCAGCGCCGGCACGAAACUACCCGCGGCCAUGGGCAGAGGACAUGUCAAAGUACAUUCGUCCAAAGGAACACAGGGACUCCCCGAGACGCCACCAGCACCAGGGCCACUGGCGCCCGCCAACCAGCAAGGCGGAGCUGGAGAAGAACUCGGAGCGACUGCGUCUCCACCCGCCCGUUCCCGACAUUCACUAUGAAGUGUCCACGCGCGCGUCAAGCCGAGCCAGCCGCACCCCUUCGCGCGCGCGCUCACAUGCGUCCAGCAUCACCAGCCACGGCCGUGGUGGCGGUGCUGGCCCACACACGCCGCGUACACCGUCACGCCACCGCGCGCCUCCGCCGUUUGUGACGGGCACACCAACGCGCUCCACGCCACACCGCCAUCCUCACACACCGCAGCAGCCGCCACGAACCUCCACCCGCACACCAACGGCAUCGCACCGCUCCCGCCAACAACACCAGCAGCAGCAACAGGUUUCAUCGAAUGCAGGCGCGCCCGCCGCCCACCAGGAGCCGGCAGCACCAAAGGCGCACAAGCCAAGCGUGUUUGAGCGGUUAAGCACGCCACGCUUCUUCCCAAAGAGCUACCGGGUUCGUCGUCGCUCGCAGGGUGAACAGGACCGCGCAUCCACUGCCCGCAGCAGCGUUGCUUCGUCAGCAGCUUCCUCCAGGCAGCCCAAACCAAGGCGAGCACACCAGGCAUGGCAAGCGCCAGCGCAACAACAACAACAACAACAGCAGCAGCAGCAGCGACAACAGCAGCAACAGCAACGACCCGCUGAGCCGCAGCCGUCCCGCCCAAGCGAACCGUCUACGCCCACAUCUGCACGCAAGAAACCAAGCGUGUUUGAACGCCUGACCAACCCCAGGUUCUUCCCUGUCAGCCACUACACCAAGUACCGGGAACGACUGCGUCGCCGCGAUCAAGUGAAGGCAAAAACAGAGUGGACGGACCCGCUGGCUGUUGCACCGGAUGACUUCCACGUCGGUCCAACCCACGGUAUCCCUGAGGCGCUGGAGCAGCCCGUCAACCACCAGCAACAACAACAACAACAACAACAACAGCAACAACAACAACAGCAACAACAGCAACAGCAGCAGCAGCAGAGGAAGAAAUCGCCGCGGCGGGGGCUGGCACGCUUCCGUCCCAGCUUCCGCAAGGCGCGACGCGAGCAGCCACCUGCACCGGCCACCAGUACAGCAUCAUCUGCGUUGGCACCAGCACCAGCACCUCAAGCACCUCCAGCAGCGGCGGCGGCGCGGAGACCUGGGCCUGCUGUCGUCAGCAAGACGGCCCGUCCUCCAACCACGGCCACCACGUCUUCCACUUUGCCUGCACCUGCUGCUGCGCCGACGGUUCGCGGCGGUCGGCGGCUGCCGUCGCACCCGUCGGGUUCAUCGUCCGGCUCAUCCAUGACUUCGGCAACACACGCAGCCAAGCAGCAGCAGCAGCAGCAGCAGCGGGAGCGGGAUGCGGAGCGGGCAGCGGCACGAUCGGCGCCGCCGCCAUCAACACAGGCGCGGCAACGCAACCUGCCUGUGCCUGGUGGCGAGAUUGAGCUUGAUGAGCCUGCCAUGGAGCCAGACAUGCUUGAUGCAAAGCACAUUCAAGUCGACCGCACAGCUGCACAGCAGGAGCGUGCUGCCAGUGCCAGCCCAACCCGAUCAUCCUCGUCCAGCAUCACCGAAGUCAACCGCUCCAGAUUCGAGGAGCGAAUGGCAAAGGAGCGUAGCUUGCGGGAGCGCCGAACACGACAGGACCGCACGGCUGCUGGCACUGGCGGGGCCGAGGAUGGCAGCGGCACGCGGCGGCGUGUUGCCGAGGAACAGGCGCGCGAGGAAGUGAGGCGUGCCCUUGGCGGCGACUUCAGCAAGCCCGCCGAGGGCAAGGGCAAGAAGGGUGCAGCUGCACACACGGCAACCACUCACGGCGCUGGUGGUGGUGCGCGCUCGCCGCAGACGGAGCGAAAGAAGCUUGCAGCUAAAGCCGUGCAGGAGGCUAGAGAACGCGCAGCCAAGAUUCGCAACCAGCAGGGGCAGCAGGGGCAGCAGGGGCAGGAGCAAGGACUUGGCGUGCCUGGAGAGAAGGAGGAGGAGGAGGAGGAGGAAACAGAAGCAGAAGAGGCGAUUGUGCUUGACGAGGAGGAGGAGGAUGAGUGGCGGCCGCUGCCUGGUGGUAUUGACACUGGCCGCGCCAACACCCUGCUCUCAAGCGUGGACGAUGAGCACGACGACGACCACGCCCCAGAUAGCGACGAUAAUGGGAGUGUUGGCGCUGACCAGCACACGGCGUACGGUGGUGGCUCGCGUGCGCAUGCCGGAACGCCCAGCUCUGCUGCCAAAUACCUCAUGAGCGGCAGUCGCGUGACGGAAGCGACGCAGCGUGUUUCGCAGCCUGACUUUGGCGGUGCAGACCAUGGUGGCGAUGACAGCACGCGCGAUGUUGUUGAUGCGACGCGGGAGCUGCAGGACGCGAUUCGGGCCGAGGGCGCACAGCAGGAGACGGCAGCCAUUGUUGCAGAUGCUCGUCGCGAGGCGCGGCGACGCAGCGGCGUGUUUGAUGACGGCAGCGACCACGAUGGCCACGCCAGUGACAGUGGCGGUGAUGCUAGGCAACGGAACCCCGCACCACAGAACACCGUUGCUGCGGCUGCAACAGGCGGCGUGGACGCGGACGCUGUGCAGGCGUCGGUUGAGGCGAAGAUGGCUGCGCUGGAGGCUGCGGCGGUGGCUGCGGCCCAGGCCACCAUGCAGCAGCGGGAGGAAGAAGCGCGACUUAAGGCUGAACAGGAGCGUCGGGAGCGGGAGCAGAGGGAGGAGGAGGAGCGAAUUGCCGCGGAGAAGGCUGCAGCCGAACGCGAGGCUGCACGGAAGCGCGCAGAGGAGAUGGAGAGGAAGGCGCGGGAGGAGGCCGAGCGCGUGCGGCGGGCGCUUGAGGAGGAACGGCGUAAGGAGGAGGACAGGCGGGCGGAGCAGCGGCGUCGGGAGGAAGAAGAGCGCCAGGCGCGGCUGAGGGCGCAGCAGGAGGAGGAGGCCAGGAGGAGGGAGGAGGAGGCCAGGCUGGCUGCCGAGCGGGAAGCACAGCGGCUGGCGGAGGAAGAGGCAGAGCAGCAGCGGCGAGCGAGAGAGGAGGAGGAACGCAAGCAGCGGGAAAUUGAGGAGGCCAAGGCGCGAGCGGACCAGCAGCGCCGCAAGAUGGAGCAGGACGCACGGGCCGAGGCAGCGAGGCAGACGGCGGCGGCGAUUGCAGAGGCGCGGCGCCUGUCUGGGGCGGACCAGGACGACUCAAAGCAGCAGCAGCAGCGUAGCACACGCGAGGAGGGGACGAAGGAACAGGAGUCCACGGAGAAGCGGAGUGUGGCGGAUGCACUUGCUGCUGCUCGCGAGAGGAGAGAGCGGCGCGCUGCUGCGACUGAAACCACAGCACCUGCCACCAUUGCAACUGCAGCACAGGAUGCGCCAGCAGCGGAGGCACAAGCAUCAGCAGAUGAUCAUGAUGAGGAGGUGGAUGCUGAGCGGGCACGUCGCAUGACGGUGCCCUCAACGCCGCCACCGCAGGUUCCAACCUCGUCUCCGCCCGCAAUUGCAGAAGAGACGGGCGCUGGUGAAGGUGAGGGCGACAACGACGGGGAUGAGAAUGAGGAUGACGCUUCCUUCCUGGACAAACCAGUGCAGCUCACGCCAGAACGUCCGAAGCGCACAUCCCAGCCCAUCCUGAGCCCCAGAUUACCGCGCGCGUCCAUUGGUCAAUCCACACACACGGAAUCCCUGUCCAAGGUUGACCGGCUGCUGGCUGAAGCGCGGAAGCGACGCGAGAGCAGGCAAUCGCAAGGAGCAGUGCAGGCCCAGGCCAAGCCAGUCGCACCGGCAGCACCAGCACCAUCAGCGUCGUCGUCAACGUCAGCAUCGUCAGCAUCGACAACGACCGCUCCGCCUGCGCAGGAGUCGCGCGGCGCCUCGGAGAAGAGGAUUGAAACGCUUCUUGCAGAUGCGCGCCGACAGCGUCGUGCCUCCAGGCAGCUGGGCAAUGGGGACACGACGACGCACACAGUCAGCCUCGUCAAGGGCCGGGAAGGACUGGGCAUGGUGAUUGAGGACGCGCCAAGGGAGGGCACGCAGUACAACAUCCGGGUAAAGAGUUUGCGGGAGAAUGGGGUGGCGCACCUGGCUGGGCUGCAUGUUGGGGACCGGUUUAUCCUCGUCAACGGCGAUAGCGCACGCGGGAAGCCAAAGCCAGAUAUGAUUUCGUUCUUUAAGCAGCUGCCGGAAGGCUCGACUGUGAAACUUGUUAUUCUUCGUGGGAUCGAGUGAGAAAGUUUGCUCGCCUCCUUCAUUACCAAACCAGUGCAGAGUGUGCGAGCGAGAGAGACACACACAAGAGAGACGAGAGAGAGAGAGAGACGAGAGAGACAAGCGUGUGCUGUGCCUGAAUCGACUUGAAAAGCGUUUGCUUCCCUCAACCAAUAAAACCGCGCAAAGCCA